UCCGGGCACUUGAGGAAUGUUGUUUAGGAUACAGUAAUGGCGGCGGGAGACGACUCGGAGAUUCCUGAGUCUGGAGCAAUUUUCACAUUUGGAAAAUCCCGAUUUGGGGACAAUUUACCAAACAAAUUCUGGGUCCGAGGUGACAAGGCCAAGUCUGUGGCCUGUGGAGAUGAACACACAGCGUUAGUCACAGAGAGUGGUCGGCUCUUCACAUUUGGGGUCAACGAUUGGGGUCAACUGGGAAUUGACGAGGUCAAAGUGUCGACCAGACCAUGCUGCGUCAAAAAGCUGAAACCUGAGAAAGUGAAAGUGGUAGCAUGUGGAAGAAUUCACACGAUAGUAGCCACGGAGUCUGGCUGUCUGUAUACUUUUGGUGCUAAUGGAGACGGUCAGUUAGGGGUGGAGGAUAUCCCGAGCAGUAACUGUCCAGUUAAAGUGGAGUGUGAACCACGGCAGUACAAAGCACUGGCUGCAGGGGCAGAUCACUCUGUGGCACUCACAGAUGACGGAGAGCUAUACGUGUGGGGAGGUGGCAGUGAGGGGCAGCUCGGCCUGGGGGACAUCGAUGACAAAUCCACUCCCACUCUCCUCAGUACAGACAACAAAGUCAUCAGUGUGGCCUGUGGUUACUAUCACACAGCAUUUGUUACAGAUGUUGGUGAGGUGUUUACUUUUGGGGAGGGUGACGGAGGGAAGCUAGGCCAAGGCACAGACUAUGGAAAAGCUGUAGCACCCAAGAAAGUGAACAUUCCCGAGAAAGCCAAGUCAGUGGCCUGUGGGGGGUCACACACAGUGGUAUUAACAGAGUGUGGGAAAGUUUAUACUUUUGGAGAGGGAGGUAACGGACAACUAGGACACAAAAACAAGUACUUCUACUGUGAGACCCCGGUCUGGCUCAAUUUUAAGCACAAGGUCACACAAAUAGCAGCAGGAGAAAACCACACAGCGUUAGUCACAGAGAAAGGGCAGCUUUACACAUUUGGAGAUGGUCGCCAUGCCAAGUUAGGCCUCGACCAUGAAUGCUACUCAAACCAGUACUUCCCCCAGAGAUCAAAGAGAUUCAGCAAGUUUAUUGUCACUCAGGUGUCGUGUGGAGGAUGUCACAUGAUUGUCUUGGCCUACCCUCGCCUCCAGAAUGGAGAGGUAGACUCCACCUCAUCAAACGAGGAGGAUGAAAACGAGAACCUACACAAAACCAACCUCAACCACUCCAUCAAGAUGGACGGUACCGUGGAUCUAGGCGGAAGCUUCGGGGCGCGGGAUAGGAGGCGCCAGGAGUCCAUCAAACGGGCACCGUCAUUGAAUAGGACUCUACCUGCUCUCACCAACAACGCAAAAACAUUGGAAUCACUCAGUGCAACCCAUCCCCCUAAACCCUCACCCCAGGGGAAGAGACCUCUCCCUCAGGCAGUUAAACCAGAGGAAAAGAAAGCAAAGCCUGAGGAGGAAUCCAGUGAGGAAUCGGAGGAAAGCGAGGAAGAAGAGGCUGAGGUCAAGGCUGUUCCUGAAAGUGAAAGUAAACCUGUCCCAAAGCCCCGACCGUUGCCUAGGAAACAAGAUGAGGAAGAGACAAAGUCUGCUAAGUCUGAUGAUGAGGAAGCUGAAGAAACGUCUCCUGAAACCAAAGAAGACAAAGAGGAAUCAAAAGACUCAGAGGAGAGUGAGGAAGAGCCCGAGCCCGAGCCCAGCCAAUCAGAAUCCCCUGGUGCUGAAGUCAGCCAAUCAGCUUCUCCUGAAGAUGAAUCUAACCAAUCAGAAAAAGACAAGGAAGCCAUCCCAUCAGAAACAAAAGAAUCUGUUAGUCUUGUGAAGAAAGAAGAGAGUGAAGAAGAAAGUGAAGAAGAAGAGGAGGAGGAAGAAACAGUGAAGGCCACUAAAGUGACAUCUUCCAGGGCAAUGCCAGAAAUUCCUGUUCCAAAACCCAGAGCAGGAAAAACCCAGGAGAGCGAAGAAGAAGAAGAAGAAGAAGAGGAAAAGAAAGAAACGAAGGAAAAAGAUAAAAAGAAAGAUAAGAAAAAAGGAAAGAAAGACCUAAAUGUGUUUGGAAAAGUGUCCACUGGUUUGUCUGAUGAUGAAGAGGGAGAGGAGGAGGAAGAGCAGGAAGAAGAGGAAGAGGAGAAAGAAGAAGAAAAGGAAGGCAAGAAGAAGAAAGAUAAAAAGAAAGACAAGAAGAAAGAUAAGAAGGAUAAGAAGAAAGACAAAAAAGAUAAGAAGAAAGACAAAAAGAAGAAGAAAGGAGAUGAAGAUGAGGAAGAAGAAGAAAAAGAGGAGGAAGAGGAAGCAGAUGAAGAAGAGGAGGAGAAAACAAAAGGAGGAAAGAAGAAGGACAAGAAGAAAGACAAAAAAGAGAAAGAUAAAAAGAAGGACAAAAAGAAAGACAAAAAAGACAAGAAGAAAAAGAAAGGUGAAAAAGAGGAGGAGGAAGAGGAUGACGAGGAGAAGGAUGAUGGAGAGACAGAGGAAGGGAAGAAGAGUGAAGGAGAGGAAGGAAAGAAGAGCGAAGGGGAGGAGGAUGAAGAUAAGGAUGAUGGGGACAAAGAAGAGAAAGAGAAAGAUAAGAAAGAACCCGCCAAAAAGACAGAGAAGAAGUCCAGCACCUGUACGAUAUUAUGACGGAGCUGUAUGCGACCUUCAAUAGGAGAGCUGUACAAAGAAAGAUAACUCUGUCCCUGCUAGUGAACCCGCAUCCAGUCCAAGGGAGAUAAGCCUAGUCGAGAAAUGGCUAGAACAACACUCCAUCAAUUGUUAGAUCCGCCACAGCAGCUGUUAGUUCUAAUAUGUAUACAGAUAUGUUUAUUUAUUAUUAUCAGGUGUUUUGACAGUUUUAGAUAUUUAUUUCUUGUCAGAAGUUCUGGCUAUAUGUAGCAUUGCUUUCCAUUAUGACUGUUUUGACCUGUAUUUGGCACCAGUCAGGAACAAGCCAUUAUCAGAAAAAAAAAUCUGUGUAGUUCCAUUUAUCAAAAAAAUUGGUGAAGCAUAUAUCAUGGAGUUGUUGUUUAAUUAGGUAUUGUAUGGUUUCAAGUAUGUAUAUAUGUAUAUUUAAUGUAUUAUCAUGAGUUGAUUUAAAAUUUCAUAUUUAAGUGGUAUUAUGUGAUGAAGGUAUUAUUAGGGAAUUGUAACAUGUUAACAUAAUUAUGACCAACAUAAUUAUGACCAGUCCAUUGAGGUGGAACAUAUAUGUGAGGGGUGUACUGUUUAUGAGUUUAAAUUUAAUCUAUUCCCUGCAGUCAAAUUUAGCAGGGCAUUAUUUUUUUUAUUUUUUUUUUCAAUUGAAGAUUACAGAUAAAUGAUGAUACAACUAUUUUCUUUCGAAGCAUGUCAGUUGAUUAACUUGUGUGUACACAAAGAUACAAGUUUGAGUGGAAUAUUUAUAAUAUUUACAAGCUUGGAAAAACUACCUUAAUACCUAUUAUGAGUAUAGUAUAAAGUGAAAAAUAUAAAUGAAUGAUAUCUAUGACAUUCAUGUUACGGUAUACAGUAAAACAAGGUUAUAGUUUAGCAUCAAAGACAAGUUAUAUUCAUUUGGUUCAUUAUAAACAAAACUUGUUACAUCUAAUCAGCUUUCAAAACAUUUUGGAUUUGGAGAAUGAACUGACUUCACUGUAAUAGGGAGUUCUUUACAUGUGGGUUUGCUGUAACACUGUUCUGCUGUACAAGGAAAGAGAUACAUGUACACUAUAAUAGCUAAUACAUGUUCAGGCUUUUAUAACAAAUGUACUUAAAGGAAUAAUAUAAUGGUACAUGUAAUGGUUGAAAAAAAUAUUCUGCAUCUUUUAUUUUUUUUUUUGGAUAUAGGUGUGACUGCAUUCAUGAUAUAUUUUUUGAUUCGUGUACUGUUAAAAACAUUAUAUGAAUUUAUUGAUAUUCAUUGACACUUGCAAUUAUGAGUAAGAAUUUUACCUUGGUAUAAAAAAGAGCAGCGUUUCAAAAGAAUCUCUAAAAAAAUAUAUAUAUAAUAUAUAUAACUAUAUGAAAUUGCCAGAAUCCGUCCCAAAAUUGUUGUGUUUAAUUAUAUAAUACAUGACUCAUGCUGAGAACUGUAUUUUGUUUUAUUAGUUGUGUUGUUUUAUGUAAAUUCAUAAUGCCACGCAGAUCAAGUUUGAAAUGUGGGGAUUUACACCUGGCUGGGUGGUGUGAGUGUGAUGGGGCAUGGGGAGGGGGUUGGGGGUGUCAAAAUUAUAUGUAUUAGGUACUGAGAGAUUACUGUCAGUAUAGGUUAAAUGAUGAGUGGAUUCAAAAAUUUUACCAGGGGUGGUCAAAGCAAUUGAGGCCUUUUUUUUGAACAUUUUACAAUCAUGUGAAUUUAUGAGUUUGUUAAGUUUGUGUUUUUUGGGAUUGUUUUUUUUUUUU
Molecule: messenger RNA, 4350 nt
Organism: Magallana angulata
Lineage: Eukaryota; Metazoa; Mollusca; Bivalvia; Ostreida; Ostreidae
Product: X-linked retinitis pigmentosa GTPase regulator-like
Exons: 21
Coding region: 37-2613 (858 amino acids)
Source: RefSeq, a predicted model, not a curated record